CACUCUUGGGAUCGUCAUCAACCCAACUACCCUUCUAAAUACCACACCGCCAUGUUCUGGGCCUUUCUCUCUCGUCUUUUCCACAUUGCGCAAGGUCGAUUGGUGUACCUAUUGGCACUUCUGGAUAUACCCAUUGGUUACUUUGAGAAACAGCGAUUUCAACUGCGACGCUUGCCGCAUCCUCGCAACAAUAACGACAAUCACGAGAACACGAAGAAGGUGCUGUUAAUUUCCUUUGCCGGCUCCACGUUUUUGGUGGGAGGUUUCCCGCGAGCUGAAUUCCAAACAGUGCUCGAAAAGGCGGCAGAACGCUGUGGAGUAGCAGCAGAUUGUUUGUUUCUAGUGGAUCCGUCCGUCACAUUCUACACCAAAAGCAGUAGCCACGCACAAAGAAGAAGCAAGAGAUUUGGCACUUGGGAAGGAUGGGACGAAGUGGUCGAGGAUAUCAACCAAUUGAUUGCAGCAGAAGGUUAUGACAAAGUGGUGGCCGUCGGAUCGAGCAUGGGUGCAACGGCCAUUUUGGCAUUGGUGGGGCGGUUCCGUCGAUGCGAUACCGCCGUCGUGUUCAACCCCUUGGUAGACCUGGUCCACGAAUCAAGGCUGGGAUUCUAUGUGGGAGGGCUGCGGCUGCCUCCUCACAUCCGUCACAACUUGCCCGAUAUCAUGGCCGAACAAUGUCUCGCCAGCAGCAGACGAGGGACGAAUGUGAUGGUUCAUUACUCUCAACACAGUCCCAAAGACAUUGUCCAACUGCAGUAUCUGCAAGAUGCAAUUCGGGCACGGCAAGAGAAGACUGACAGGGAAAGAGAUGACAACAUUCUGGACACCAUUGGACACGAUACUAGCAAGCAUGUUCUGGCAAGAGAGCUCAAGAAAAGACAAGAACUGUUGCCUCUGUUGGAAGAUGCGUUGAGGAAAACACUACUACUUCGAGAGCAGGACGAUAAAAAGACGAAGCAGUAGAAAGCAUUGCUAGCUUUGCAGACUCGACUCCAAAAAGACGAAACCGGGCUCUUGCGGAGACCAAAACAUGGAGUGUUGCCGAAGGAGGUACCCCAGACCCCAGCCUUGCUGCCUCGCUCGGCACAUCAGAACAUCGAUUGUGCCUCUUCUCUGCGUUGAUUGAAUUCCUUCGAACGAAGCCCUUGGAUCAAGCAAUCUUGAACGGCUUGUAUUACCAUAGCGCGAAGCGUCGUCGUUGCGGAGAAAGCACUGUUCCAGUCUUCCCCAGAUAGAACAAGGGCCAUAAUUCUGGCCAUUACGUCUCUGCUGCCCAGCUCCCGGUUUUAGGCUCGAAGGAACCGCCGAAACGACUCGACUCGACUCUCCCAUGCGACUGGCAAUGCAAGCUCAAUGCAUUAGGUAUCGCCCCCAAACAGCCGAUGCAUUCUUGUGUGUGGUGGGAAGACUUCUUGUGCCAGAAAGCAUUUAUUUGGUGUGGGUUUGGUACUGUUGAUUUAACAUCAUUCUUGGAUAAACGAUUCAAUCUGUGUCUGCACCAUUGGUGAAUGAUUCAAUCUGUGUCUGCACCAUGUUGGCAUCUGCCUCCCCAAUUCUCUCUGUUUCAUUGACGGGAGACGGGAGAGGGUCCUGCAACUUGAAGGGGUGGGAUGGCUCUAGUCCUUUGUGCAGGUCGAAGCUCGAAACUACUAGUAGAGGCUACAACAUGUACUGUAGUUGCAACUUACUUGAGCAGGGGGGAAAACUUCUUUCUAUGCUGCGAGCGAGAAAACAGAAAACAGGAGGACCUAAGUUAUAAGUUCAGUUGACUUUUGAAUGAGGUACCAAUAACAUCAUCGUUUCUGCCAAAUAGCUCGACUGAGUAGGUGCCUUAUUGAAUG
Molecule: messenger RNA, 1841 nt
Organism: Seminavis robusta
Lineage: Eukaryota; Bacillariophyta; Bacillariophyceae; Naviculales; Naviculaceae
Source: the annotation of a GenBank genome assembly